AAGCCCACCAGGAAUGACUGCUUACGUACACUGAUAAUGGCGCAUAUCCGUAACCCAGGCAGCUAUACUGACUUGACCCACCCCAAGCAGGAAAGUUCAGGGUGAUGUCUUGAAUACUGCCUGACCUACCUCCGAGCACCCGGGGACUACUUAUCUCCCUCCUUCGACGCAUAGCUCAUCACCCAACCCAACCACCGCCCUCUGCUCUCACAGAAUGUUAGCCAGAAACGACAGAUCUGGACAUCCACGUCCUUCUAUUACUUGUUUCUGCCUGACGUCAUAGUGUUUUUCGGCUACGGUGUGCAUUAGAUUCCGCUGCCAACUCAUGCCGUACUUGCUUGGACCUUACCCCUAUCUGAAGCCCCUCAAGUACCAGAUGCACUCGCCUUGAAGUUAACCCCGAACGCUUUCUUUGCGGAAGGUAUGUGCAAUGGUGGCUAUCGUGCUCGAGUCUCACAGGAUGCGUACAGAUGCAGAGAGACGCCAAAGCCGAACGGACGCCGCUCCUGGCAUCGGUCCGCGAACUGCAGAGGCAGGUUGCGGCAGAAAAUCGACGUCUCAACGAGCUCACUCCCGUCGGAAGGCUUCCCUCUGAGCUGCUGGCCGAGGUGUUCAUGUAUCGAUCCGCCAGCUGGCACACUGGAGACCGCGAGUGGAUCCAAGUCUCGCGCGUCUGCCAUUGCUGGCGUGAAACCGCCCUUCAUUCUCGUGCGCUUUGGAGCGGCAUCUGCGCACUCGGAUCGAAAUGGACACGAGAGCUAUUGCUGCGAUCGAAGCAAGCCUUGCUAGAUGUCAUCGUCGACUACAGACAGGACGACGAAGUGAUUCCCCUUGUCCUUCGUGAACUGCAUCGAAUACGCUCCAUCGAAAUAUACAUCCAUCGUUGUGAUGAUUGUAACGGCCCCACAUGUGCACCUCUUCUGCGCUCGAUGAUCCUUUGCCGUUCUGAUUUCAGCCAUACGCCGCCCAUGGACCUGCUCAACAGGCUGGAGCUGCCGUCUCUGACGUACCUCAAGCUCAGUGAGGUACAGGUCCCAUGGACAACCAAUCUCUUUCGACCUACGUUGACCCAUUUGACAUUCCGCUUUCGCGUCAAAGAACCCGGGCUCGUCGACUGCGACUUGUCCAAGGUGCUCGAUGUCCUCCAUACCAUGCCUCAUCUGCAAUCACUGGAACUUGCGAACGUUCUGUCCGAUCCCGGCAGAGCUAACGUUGGGGCGGAUGUACAUGCUCAUCUUGCACAGCUGCGCCACCUCGUUCUCGUGACACCUGCAGCGACCAUGCGCCCCUUCCUCGAACAUGUUACGUUCCCCAAGGAGGCCUGCAUGAUCUCCAUUGGAUUCUCCGACACUGCCCUGGACGACGACAACAUGACACAAUGCAUACGCCUCGCCGCAUCCAAGUUCGCAGAAGAUACCCGUUCCAAGGACCCCGUCCGAACUCGGCUGACAUUCAGUCACAAUUACAUGGCCGCUACGGUGUGUGUCAAUCAAAGUGCCGAUUCUUUCGCCACAGCGUUCCGGGGUGCUCCUUCCCUUGUGGUGCGUGGGAUGCGGCUGGCCACAACGAAGGCGAGAUUCUUCGAGAUGGUCCGUCGCACCUUUCCUUUGCCGGAGACGAGCUUCUCUGUCAUCGACGUCGGCUACCAAGCUUGUGAUGGCCACUGGCCUCGGGGUGCUUGCGGACCGAUUCCCCCAUCUUCGUGAGGUCCAUGGCGCCGGUUCCCUCUACGUGUUUGCCACCAAAUCUUUCGAUAUUCUCUCGCUGCUUCAGACACUUCCCUUCAUGGAUAGGCACGGCGCACCGCACCAACAUGCUGCAGCGUUCAUGCAAGAUGAUGUUCCGUCGGCUUCGGCACCAAGCUCACCACUACAGCCGAGGACUGACCCUGAGGUCACCGCUCAGCUGGUUCCUGACCAAGAUUGGACGCUUUGAUGUCUGGGCUCGAAGAUAGUGUAGGUUGGCCUGAUUUCGUGGACUCUGGAUGGUUUGACAACCUCCAACUGUACUGUAGUUGUGAUAGUGGACGAGUGGUUAGGUAAGGCACGAAAUUGUACUCUUCGCUACGACUGUACUGGCAAGCACCAACGAACCAUGCCUUAUU
Molecule: messenger RNA, 2104 nt
Organism: Phanerochaete carnosa HHB-10118-sp
Lineage: Eukaryota; Fungi; Basidiomycota; Agaricomycetes; Polyporales; Phanerochaetaceae
Exons: 1
Coding region: 471-1706 (411 amino acids)
Molecular function (GO): protein binding
Source: RefSeq, a predicted model, not a curated record